UUAACAAAGUGCUUGUAUUCGGCAGAUUUCACAGUGGUCAACUUCUGGCUACGGGACUGUCCUACACGAUUGUUGGGCUACGAACGGCCCGAGUUACACAGACCGAGGACCGUCCACCCCUCGCUUCCCAUGCCAUCAUCCUCCCCGACCCGUGAUACCGUGAUUACAGCCUUCUCGGCAGCCUUUCUGUUCGCUCGCUUCCCGUGGCCCUCACACAUCUCCUUGACGUCACCAUCACGGCAUCUCAUGACGCAACUCCCACCACAUCGUCCAAUCCUUACAUAACCUCGCAGCGUCCUACCAUCUGCACCAUUGCUGAUCCCUCCCUCAUCCCUCCCCCCUCCCCCUCGGCCAUCUGCUUUCUCCCAGAAAGAAAGAAAGAACCACGAUGGGCAAAACCUCCAAAUCCAAGCGCACCCGCAAUCCCCCCCCAAACAACCCGCCAGCCCACAUCCUCGCGUCCAGCGAUCCGCAAACCCCACUGUCAGGCUCCUCAUCCGACACGAGCCCCGGCGAGAUCUCGCCUGUCAGAGCGACGCCCGACGCCCAUAGCUUUGAGGAGUCGCUCGAGAGACGGUUGAGCGAAGAGAAGGAGAAGGAGGCGGUUAGGGACAAUCUCGCAGAGUGUUUGACCGAAUCUGAAGCGAGGAACGACGGAGAUCAGGGCGGCGAACGCAACAAGGACAAGAAAGGGAAGGGAAGGGAUAGUCCUACGAGGGUGAGGUACCUGAGCGGGAAGAACAAAGAGGUGCUUCAGCGGCAGAGGACUGAUAAGGGCAAGGUUGAGCCUAAGGCGAAGCAAGAGGGGGGUCAGAAAGUGGAUAAGAGUCCCGUCACCGUGCGAUACACCUUCGGUGGCAAGGAAAUGGAGUCUGCAACUGCAAAGUCCAAGAUCGAAGCUGGCCGGCUGGCCGGCACCCAGGAGGAGAAAGACGCGAACCUUUCCCCAACCUCGCGCUCCGAGGAUCACAGCUACGCUGCCGCUGCCGCUACCGACACUCCUCACGAAGACGAGAGCGGCCUGGGCGGCUCCUACGAAAACGUUUCGAUGUCUCCCAGCACCGUACCAAAGACUCCGAACAAUACAAAGGCUGGCCCCGGAAGCGGAGGGCAGAAUACGCCCGCGGUUCCUGAGCUUGAUAAGAUCCAGUUGAGGCCGGACGAGAUGGGCGAGAAUAUUGGUGAUCGUCUGCAUCAAGAGUUGAAGCAUGAGAGCGAGCGCAUGGGGAACUCAAUGGAGCCAUCGAGGCAUCAGGGUGAUAUGCAUGCUGACGCGGAGCAUGCGGCUACGAAGGCUCGCGCGUCGCACGGAGGGAAGGGCAGUAGCAAUGCCGAACAUGUGAAGAAACCAGAGGUGGCUGAUAAGGACCAUCCGUCAGACGGCAAACACCACCGAAAGGAUGCCGCUCCGGACGCCGAAACUCGCGAGCUCCAGCAUAGCCACAUCAAACCUGGAGAUUUCGGCACCAACAUUGGCGACGCGGUGCACCAACGUUCUGCGCACGAGGAACUCGAACACAAGAAGCUCCAGCAUGUUCUCUCCACCCGCCCCAUCGCCAUCCCACAACAACCACCCGUCGAGUUCACCUCAGGCCCGGCCACCCCUCGCCAUCGCCCCUCCAUCACCGAGCCAUCCAAGCGCCCCGGCGACGGUGUUGACGAAGGCCACAAAGGCAAGAUUCCUCGGCGCUCCAGCAUCGAACUCGGCAUUGAGCCCGAAGUCCCCGUACCCCCCCUCGCACAGGAAAAACUACUCCCAGCCAGCACCCCCGUUGCCGAGCAGUCGCCCACAGACUACAUCGGGCGCUUCCCCCCGACCAGCCAAUUCCUCGAGGGCACCAACCGCCGCCCGCAAACCCGCCCUGGAUCGCGUCCCGAAACCCCACGACCAGAGACGCCCCUCCUGCAGCUCCCCGGCCUCUCCCGCUCCCAGCUCAACAGCAUCCUCGCGCCCCGCGACACGGCGAUCUGGGAGCUCCAGAACGAAGUCUCGACGCUCAAGAUGGCAGUCGUAAACCUGCAAGCUGAGCGUCCCCGCGACGGUGGCCGAGACGUUGUCCGCCGCCGCGAAGGCGUCGAGAGAUUCACUAAGUACGACCGUGUCCAGGACGGUGAGAAAUCGGAGAUGGAACUGGUCAUGGAUUGGGCGCUCUGGGGUGGGCUGGUUGUCGGCGUUGCAACGGUUGCUGGGUGGGUUGGUGCGGCGGUUGAACGUGGCGCGGUUGGAAGGAGCGUUGCUGAGUGGGUUUGGAGGCAGGCGGGACGGGGGGUUUAUGCUGGAUAGGUAGGUAAAAGAUGAGUAAUGAGGUGGAACAGUCUGACAGACAGAAAUUGGAGAUUGGAAUUGUAUCGUAGUGUGCGUUGCCAUUUGGUGGUUUGGGUGUAUUUUUAGUUCCGUUCAGAUUGUAAUCCAAGAAGGGUU
Messenger RNA from Tricharina praecox, 2422 nucleotides. RefSeq lists its product as uncharacterized. The record is from RefSeq and is a predicted model, not a curated record. NCBI's taxonomy places the organism in Eukaryota, Fungi, Ascomycota, Pezizomycetes, Pezizales, Pyronemataceae. The transcript has a single exon. Bases 389 to 2284 code for a protein of 631 amino acids.